GGAGUUCAGUGAACCGAAGCCUCCGCUGACCGGCGGACACAGGAUCUGACAGCCGCCUCCGGGCCCUGGUUCUGGUUCUGGUCGUGACCGUGCUGCAGGGCUUGGUGCGUCGCCCCCCCCCUCCUGGGCGCGUGUGAGGUGCGCGCGCGGGGCUGCCGGAGCAGCAGGUCUGUGGCUGCGGCUUCUCGUGGAUUGUGUCGCUGUGCGCACGCGGGUGGAUGCGGGAUGUUGGACGCUCUGGGACUCGGCUGGACGCGGGAGCGCUGACGCGCACACGCAGAGUGGAUCUUCCGCUGAAGGCUCCUGUCCUCGUCUCCUGCUCUGACCCUGGUCUCUCCAUCUCCCUGUCCUGUCAGGAGGUCUGAGGAGGAGCUCGCUCCGGUUGUGCCGUCAGGAUGCUGCAGGAGCCUGAAGAGGGACCGAGCCCCACCUGAGCCCCCACCCCCCCAUCUCUGGUCCUCAUCCCCACAGCUCCACCCCCCCCAUCAUGAACCUGCUGUGCCGAGGGCGCUUGAAGCUGCUGGCGGCAUCCCUCACGGCCAUCGUCCUGCUCACCUGGCUCUACCUGCUGGCUGGGAACCUGGAGAACGGCCGUUCCCUCCUGUUGGCGCCCUGUCUGGCUGACUCGCAGGCCGCUCAGGUCUUGGAGCGGGCCGUCCUGGAGGCGCGGGUUCGAGAGGUGGAGGAGGAGAACCGUCAGAUCCGACUGCAGCUCAGCCAAUCGCAGGGCACGGCUGCCCAACUGGCAGAAGGGAACUACGGCAACCAGCAGUGGGGCGCGUCUGCAGACACGGUGCCAGAAGAAGGCGACAACACGGCAGAGGAGAAGAACAACCACACAGACUGUCCCCGCCCCCCCACCAUCCAGAAGUGUGAGCUCAUCCAUGUAGCAUGCGUUUGUGCCGGUCACAACGCCAGCAGAGACGUGGUCACGCUGGUCAAGUCGGUCCUCUUUCACAGGAGAAACCCGCUCCACUUCCACUUCAUCACCGACACGGUGGCCAACCGCAUCCUGAGCGCUCUGUUCCGGUCCUGGAUGGUCCCGUCUGUGCAGGUCAGCUUUUAUGAUGCAGAUGAGCUGAAGUCCGAGGUGUCGUGGAUUCCCAACAAGCAUUACUCAGGUAUUUACGGCUUGAUGAAGCUGACGCUGACCAAAGCCCUGCCGCCUGACCUGAACAAGGUCAUUGUCCUGGACACGGACAUCACCUUUGCCACUGACAUCGCUGAGCUCUGGGGCAUCUUCAGGAAGUUCACCGAUAAACAGGUGAUCGGUCUGGUGGAGAACCAGAGUGACUGGUACCUGGGUAACCUGUGGAAGAACCACAAACCUUGGCCCGCACUGGGAAGAGGCUUCAACACAGGCGUCAUUCUUCUGUACUUGGAGCGGCUGCGCCGAAUCAGCUGGGAGCAGAUGUGGCGGCUGACUGCGGAAAGGGAGCUAAUGAGCAUGCUCAGUACAUCACUCGCUGAUCAGGACAUCUUCAACGCUUUCAUAAAGCAGAACCCGGUGCUGGUCCACCAGCUGCCCUGCUUCUGGAACGUCCAACUGUCUGACCACACCCGCUCUGAGCAGUGCUACACCGAGGUGUCCGACCUUAAGGUGAUCCACUGGAACUCCCCGAAGAAGCUGAGAGUGAAGAACAAGCACGUGGAGUUCUUCAGGAACCUCUACCUGACCUUCUUGGAGUACGAUGGAAACCUGCUGCGGCGGGAACUGUUCGGCUGCCCGAGUCAGGCCAGCCCUGAGAGCAUCCAGCUCCAGACGGCUCUGGAGGAGCUGGACGAGGACGACCAGUGCUACGACUUCCGGCGCGAGCGGCUGACCGUCCACAGAGUGCACCUGGAGUUCCUGCAGUACGAGUACACGCCCAUCGAGGAUGAUGUGACGCUGGUGGCCCAGCUCUCCAUGGACAGGCUGCAGAUGCUGGAGGCCAUCUGUAAGCACUGGGAGGGCCCCAUCAGCCUGGCGCUCUACAUGUCUGACGCCGAGGCUCAGCAGUUCCUGCGCUACGCCCAGGCGUCCGAGGUCCUCAAGAACCGCAAGAACGUGGGCUACCACAUCGUCUACAAGGAGGGACAGUUCUACCCCGUCAACCUGCUGAGGAACGUGGCUCUGAAGAACGCCAACACCCCCUACGUGUUCCUGACUGACGUGGACUUCCUGCCCAUGUACGGGCUGUAUGAUUACCUCAGAAGGUCCGUGGUGCAUCUGGACAUGGGGAACUCCAAGAAGGCUCUUGUGGUUCCCGCUUUCGAGACUCUCCGUUACCGCCUGUCCUUUCCCAAAUCCAAAGCCGAGCUGCUCUCCAUGCUGGACAUGGGGACUCUCUACACCUUCAGGUAUCACGUGUGGCCCAAGGGUCACGCUCCAACCAACUACGCCAAAUGGCGAACGGCCACCACCCCCUACCGGGUCGAGUGGGAGCCGGACUUUGAGCCGUACGUGGUGGUGAGGCGAGACUGUCCGGACUAUGACCAGCGCUUCGUGGGCUUCGGCUGGAACAAGGUUUCACACAUCAUUGAGCUGGACGCACAGGAGUACGACCUGAUGGUUCUCCCCAACGCCUUCAUGAUCCACAUGCCCCACGCUCCAAGCUUCGACAUCUCCAAGUUUCGCACCAGCUCCAGCUAUCGCAACUGCCUGAACACCCUGAAGGAUGAGUUCCACCAGGACCUGUCCAGGAAGUACGGCGCGGCAGCUCUCAAGUACCUUACAGCCCAGAGGAACAUCUAGAGCUGGGACCUGCUGAGUCAGCAAGCCGGUCGGCUCCCACGGGCUGAAAAGGGGCCAGGACUGCCGCGCAGCAAGGCGUCACAUGAGGAAUCGGUUAAGCUUUACACUCCUUGGAGCAUAUUUGGGCUUCUGUCCACUGGUUUCCUGUCAACAAGGAGAGGCUGUGUGGACGGUUCCACGCCGGGCCUCCUACGAGCAGGAUUCUACUGAGUCAGGACCAGCUACAAGGCCAGAGAACUUCCAUUUUCCUGCAAUUUGUUCUGACAAUCAGGCCUUUCUGAACCAGCGUGUCUGAGAGGACUCGGUGGGAUGUUUGUCACUUUGGAAAGACUGCAGCCAACAGGGGAAUGAUCUAAGCCUUACCCUGAUAUUCACGGAGAUAUUUAACGGUCUUUGCUCGGCAUAACUCAAACGCAUAACGCAAACCCAACGAUCUGGAACACGUGCAGACGCUAACUUUUACUGCAGCUUUAGCGCAAAUUCUUCUUUCAGUUUUUGGACCUCCUUCAAGGGAAAUCCAUGUUGUCGCGGUGACGCCGCGGGUUUCAGAGACACGCCGUGUUUGUGCGUGUUCAGACGAGAGUGUGUGUGUAUUGUGCAUCUAUGAGUGCAUGUUUUUUUGUUUGUUUACGACCAUGUGUGGGUUUUUUGUGUGUGUGAGUGCAUGUAUCAGGGCUUGUGAGUGUUUGUGUGAGUGCAUACAUGGUUAUUUGUGUGUGUUUGUGUGUUUGGGACAUCUUCUGCUCCUAUAGGUUUGUAUGUGUUUGUACAUCAGGGUGUCUAUGUGUGUUCAGACGAGUGUGUGUAUUGUGUGUCUAUCAGUGCAUGAAUGUUUAUUUGCAACCGUGUGUGGGUUUUUUGUGUCUGAGUGUGUAUAUCAGGCCUUGUGAGUGUGUACGUUUGCAACCUUGUGUGGGUUUUGUUGUGUGUCUGAGAGCGCAUAUUAGGGCUUGUGAAUGUGUGAGUGCAUGUGUGUGUGUGCGUGCCGGUGUUUGAGUUUGUGUGCUUGUGUGUGCAUGAGUCUUGGUGUUUGGUACAUCUUCAGCUCCUGCAGGUUUGUGUGUGUACAUCUCUGUUUGUGUUUUUGUUGUGUACAUCUUCAUCUCCUGUGUGUGUGUGAGUGUGUGUGUUGUCUCAGCUGCUUCAGUCUUGCAUGCUUGAACUGCGUGUUCUUUCCUGACAGGAGUUCCUAUUUUCUGUCCUCCAUCAUCCGUCUGAGUGAAGAGAUGAUUGACAGGGACCAAGUCCUGCAGCACGUGCACAGCAACACGUGACCGUGGUGUGUUUGUGGAGAAGGCAGGAGCUUCUCCUUUGUGUGGAGGGUCUGAACACUGGACUUUGAGUCGUCUACUGAAAACCAUUGACCUGCUGUUAAUGAAGUCCAACUGAAACGAGCAAAGGCGUCCCUCACCUGCUGAACUGUUCUCUGCUUUCACUGGUUUCACCUGGAAGCCUCAGUGAUCAGAACUGAGAGAGGAAGAUCAGGUUUGUUAACAAUCAUGCCACCAGUAAAUGAUUCUUCCAGUUUGUGUAGAGUGGUCGUGUUUGCUCAACUGAGGUCAGUGUAGUCAGAAAUAAACCUGCUGAUUGGAUGUCAGGAAAAGGCAUCACAGCAUAACAACCCAGCCAGCAAGGCCAAGAAGGCCCCGUUUGGUUUAAAAGUGGGCAGACGUGGGGUUGGCUAGCGUAGCGAGCUAACCCACUGAAUCCCCACUUAAGUCAAUGUGGGAAAACACAGGUGGGGCCACCACAGAAACUGCAGACAAGCACACUGGGGGCCACAUUUUCUGCCCAGUUUUAAACUUGCCGGACAAGAACUUCAUUUUUUGUUCAAAUCUGCUGGAUUGAAAUGUUUCAGUAAAUCAAAGAACAUACACACUGGAGCUCCGGCGUUAAAGGGUUAACAUCCACACUACAGAUGACACUUGAGAUAAACACGAGAUGAAACUGAGGUGCAGAUCACAGAGGGAACGGGGUCUGUAUCAGACCCCACAGGAGACUCAGUAAAAGGAAAAUGUUUAUUUUAUUUAAAAAUAUGGCCUGUAGGGGGCAGCAAGCUGUUCAUUUCAGUUGGACGGUUUGUAUUUAUUUUUUGUGUUUGUCCUCGUCGCCACGGAACAGUCAGAAGAUGUGAGUGAUGGAUUUUUCCUGAUGGUUCUGGGGUGUUUUCCCCUGUAAUGAAAGGCCUCGCUGCUGUUCUGACCAAAACUGGUUUCUGUUUGGUGCACACGUGCACAGGAAACCAUCCAGUCCUCUGUGCUGCUUAGAGUUUACACUGGUUUAGUUUUGAAAGUUUUUUUGUUUGUUUGUUUUUCACCUGCAUGUGCAGAAAGCAGAAACCCAGAUUCCCCCAAACGUCAGCGUUGCAUUGGGGCGAUGGCGUCCCACAGAAAGCCCCGCCCCCCAACCAUCCACAGCGCCUCCAUGCCCUGUUGUUGAUUGUGGUAAAUGCUAGUGCCUUUGCUGUUUCAUGAAACUGGAUAUUGAUUGUACGGCUGAGCGGACGGGCCUGGGACAGUCAGGCACUCUAUUUAUUAUUGUCUACUUAAAUCUGUCAUAUUUUUCUAAGUGCUUUAAAUAAACUGGCCUUUUUGUAACUCA
Oryzias melastigma (Indian medaka) is the source of this 5335-nucleotide messenger RNA. It is a transcript of the gene large2, whose product is annotated as LARGE xylosyl- and glucuronyltransferase 2. The transcript is spliced from 16 exons. The record is from RefSeq and is a predicted model, not a curated record. Lineage: Eukaryota; Metazoa; Chordata; Actinopteri; Beloniformes; Adrianichthyidae. The coding region runs from base 488 to 2734 and encodes 748 amino acids. Gene Ontology annotation, molecular function: xylosyltransferase activity; glucuronosyltransferase activity. Gene Ontology annotation, biological process: protein O-linked glycosylation via mannose.